AUGCUUGAAAACAUGGGGACUUUUGAGUAUCACUUUUGCACAAUUCCUGCUACCAGAACGUCAAAAAGGCCUAGGCAAGAGCCAACACCGUCUCCGAUUCCUGUUCCGGAAUUUUUGGAAGUGAAAACCUGCCCAGUUGUAUCUAUCUUCCAAAAAAAGAAUCCGCCUGCAACCUCCGUUAAUCGAAACCGCGAUAUUCGCGGUCAAAUGACGCCAACUUACGACACUCCUUUGAUCAAAUUUCUGCUUAUAUCUAAGAUGAAGGGUAUUCCAACAUUGACUAUACAAUCGACGUUGGAAGAAUUCACUGAUCUUUUUCCUGAUUUGAAGAAUGCUCUUGACGAUCCAGACAAAUCAGUUGCUAUGCCCUCCCAAAAUUUUAUCACCUCCUUAACUGGGGCCUUUACCCCAAUCCUUCAUGAUCAAAUGGAGAGUUUUGUUCGCUCAUCACGUUACCUGACCAUUCACAUGGACGGGAGCACUAGUAGGCGAAAUCGCGCGGUCGCUGCACUAGGAGUUUCAAAUGAACGUGGUGGGUUUAUGCUUUUGUCCCUGUUUCAGCAAAUUAAGCAUUCUGCAGAAAACAUUGCAGAAUCCGCCUUCGCAGAAUUGAUAAAAUUGCCAUUCUAUCGGAUGUUAUUUCAAAAGCUUAAGUUCGUAGUGAGCGAUACAGCUCAUGCCCAGCUCAAGGCGAACAUUUUAUUUUCUGAUAAGCUUAAAGAAAAUGGCUUCUCCGGAGCGAUUCCUUUACAUUGUGUUAUGCAUGUGGCGGCAAACUUUGAUCUUCGAAGUUAUGAACACUUUAUGUUCGAAGAUAAAUCAAGAGAUGCACUUGCUGAAAAUCCGAAAGGCCGACCCGCAGGAAAUGCCAAUAACAAAGACACUUGGAAUCUUCUACACAGUCUAAAAAUGAGUUUCGGAAGUCGAACAACAUGCAGUCAUAGUAGAUCUGAUAUUCGUUUUGGGCUCGAAGCUUCGUUUCUCGAAGCUGAAACGUUUUCGACACGCCCCUUUCUCUCGGACAUUGGAUCCCGUUACGCAGUCCAUCAAGCGAACGUGCUUAAUUUUUUUAAACACGAAGAACUUGUUUUAAAAACUUGUCGGGAUUAUCGGGACAGAAAAUUCGCUAACAUGAUUCUUACCAUUUCGGAAAAAUCUGAUUACGACUUGACAAAACUGAAAUCUUCUAUAAUACCAAUGUUUUGGUGGGCGGUAAGCGAGCCUUUUCUUAAAUCAUCUGGAGGACAUUCACGAACUUACGGCUCACUUAUGAAAGCGUACACAGAUAUGGAGAAAAGAAUGGAGCGUGUUAAGCAGGGGUCUAUUCACUUCAUAUUAUGGGCUGGGUUUAAAUUUUAUUUGAACUUUAACUAA
Molecule: messenger RNA, 1374 nt
Organism: Oikopleura dioica
Lineage: Eukaryota; Metazoa; Chordata; Appendicularia; Copelata; Oikopleuridae
Source: the annotation of a GenBank genome assembly